AUGGCCAAGUACAGAAGGAACAGAGUACCAAUAGAUAUAGAGGGAGAAAAGGAGUGGAGGGAAGCAAGUUUUCAACCAAAAGAAAUCCACACUGUUUCUGGAUGGAUGGUCCCAAUAGUGAAGGUGAAGCGAGUUCAUACCUAUAAACUUGGAAAUCUAGAUUCAGAACUAAAAUUCACAUCUGGGCUUGUCAAACUUGGUACUUUUCACGAUUACGACUUUUUGUCCACCUAA
Molecule: messenger RNA, 234 nt
Organism: Sphenostylis stenocarpa
Lineage: Eukaryota; Viridiplantae; Streptophyta; Magnoliopsida; Fabales; Fabaceae
Source: the annotation of a GenBank genome assembly